UAACAUAUCCGCAAAAGCAUAGUUCAUUUUAACAUGAUCCAACCAUGUGGAAGUUCAAACCAUUUGCUCAGAAAGAGCCCGCGGGUCUCGAAGGUCGAUACCUCGAGAUAGGAAGCCUUAAAGUCCAGGUUCGAAACGUCAUUGCGGAAGGAGGUUUCUCCAGCGUUUACUUAGCUCAAGACACAACUCACCCCUCAAAGCAGUACGCUUUAAAGCACAUGAUAUGCAACGACGAGGAGUCUCUCGAGCUCGUGAUGAAAGAGAUCUCGGUUCUGAAGUCUCUGAAAGGGCAUCCGAACGUGGUCACGCUUUACGCACAUGGGAUCUUGGAUAUGGGGAGGGGUAAGAAAGAAGCGCUUUUGGCUAUGGAGUUUUGCGGUAAGUCUCUUGUGGAAGUGCUUGAGAGCAGAGGCGGUGGUGCUGGUUACUUUGAAGAGAAGCAAGUGCUUGCGAGUUUUAGAGAUGUGUGUAACGCUGUCUUUGCAAUGCAUUGUCAGUACCCGCGCAUUGCUCACAGAGACUUGAAGGCAGAGAAUCUGCUACUUAGUUCAGAUGGACAGUGGAAGUUAUGCGACUUCGGAAGCGUUUCAACAAACCACAAAGUAUUCGAAAGAGCAGAAGAGAUGGGUAUUGAAGAAGACAAUAUUAGGAAACACACAACACCAGGAUACAGAGCUCCAGAGAUGUGGGAUCUCUUUCGAAGGGAGGUGAUAAGCGAGAAGGUUGAUAUAUGGGCUCUUGGAUGUCUUUUAUUUCGGAUAUGUUAUUUCAAGAAUGCAUUUGAUGGAGAAUCAAAGCUUCAGAUUCUAAACGGGAACUAUCGUAUACCAGAAUCACCCAAGUACAGCACAUCUGUUACUGAUCUCAUCAAAGACAUGCUUCAAGGUUCACCUGAUGAACGACCAGAUAUCACACAGAUUUGGUUUCGUGUCAACGAGCUACUUCCUGUUAAUUUACAAAAGUCAUUACCUGAUCAACCACCUGAAAUGGGUUCAUCAAAGUCAGCAAGCAACUCUUCUCCAGCACCUCGUAGAAGUCCACCACCAUCAUCUGGAGAGCCAGCUAGUAGUGGAGGACUGCUCGGUGCCUUUUGGGCGACUCAGCAUGCUAAAACCUCAGUUGUAACAGAAGACAACAAAGGCAUGCCUAUAUUUGAUGAACCAAACAGCCACAACAGUCAUCAUUCCAACAAGCCUAGUCCUGCUGCAACCAAUAACAGGUCAAGAGUGUCGAAGGACGACGCUUUUAACUCCUUUAUUGCUGAUUUCGACACCGCGAAGCUCGAUAAUGGUAAUAAACCUGCGAAGGAAGUGGCGUUGGAGGCUGAGGUAGAGAGGUUAAAAGAAGAGUUGAAGCGAACAAAGUCAGAGAAGGCUGAGAUUACGGCUAAGUUUGAAAAGCUUUCUGUUAUCUGCAGAUCGCAGAGGCAAGAGUUGCAGGAUCUCAAGCAAACACUUGCUUCCAAAACUGUGACGUCAUCACCGAGCAGAGACUCUCCAGGGAUGCGUUCCACUUCAUCAACUCCAUCGAGAGAUAAGGGUAACAACAAUAGCAACAAUGAGUCAGUGAGAAGCAAAAGCAAAACAGCUUCUUUGGCUCCUGCUCCGGCAAGCCAAGGUUUUGAGCCAUGGGGUUUCGAGACAGAGUCCUUCAGAGCUGCUUCACAGUCUUCAGGUUCUGCUUCUACAACAGCGCAAAGAUCUGUAAGUUUUGGGAGUAGUUCACAGAGAUUAGGGAACACAAAGAUGAGAGAGAACCAGAAAGCUGCUCAACCUGCUGGAUGGGCUGGCUUCUAAACAAAGACUGAUCUCAGUGCUCAUUUGCUAUUCUUCUUACACCAACAAUAGCAGCUUCUUCUUGGUUGCCAUUACAGAAUCUUGAAUCUUUUUUUUUGUAGAUGAUCGACUAUCCUCUGUUUUUGUGCUGCAAACUUUACAGAAUGUAUAAACCUAUUUCUGAGCAGUGGGGGAAGAUCUCAGCUUUGUAAUUACCAUAUGAUAAAUUACCGCAUUGGGAAACAGAGGAGCUAAAGAAA
Brassica rapa (field mustard) is the source of this 2035-nucleotide messenger RNA. RefSeq names its product probable serine/threonine-protein kinase DDB_G0276461. Lineage: Eukaryota; Viridiplantae; Streptophyta; Magnoliopsida; Brassicales; Brassicaceae. Gene Ontology annotation, molecular function: ATP binding; protein serine/threonine kinase activity. Gene Ontology annotation, biological process: protein phosphorylation. Gene Ontology annotation, cellular component: cytoplasm. The record is from RefSeq and is a predicted model, not a curated record.